Racocetra fulgida is the source of this 1498-nucleotide messenger RNA. Lineage: Eukaryota; Fungi; Glomeromycota; Glomeromycetes; Diversisporales; Gigasporaceae. The record is from the annotation of a GenBank genome assembly.
AUGGACCGACGAGACAUUUCAAGAAGACGGCCAAUGCUUCAGUUAGAUCAACCAAUAUCAUCAAUAAGAGCUAAAAACAAAGACUAUAGUGAAAGCGAUGAUGAAGGAGAUGAAGAAGAGGCACAGAUCGAGAAUCCAUCAAAGGAGCAAUCGCAACCCGAUUCUUUCAACUCUUCAAAUAAUAAAUCGGAAAUUCAGGAACAAAUAUCAGAUUCUCAUUUGCCAACAACUUCUCUGAUUAAUUCUGAACAUUCGACCGAGAUGGAUCAGUCUGAGGAGAGCAUCGAAGCAGCAUUAAAAAACUUUUUGUCCGAAAUAAAUGCUUUACCUAUUACUUCUAUCGAUAAUAAUUCUACUUUGGAAAAAACCAGUGAAAAAUCCUUUAAAAAUAUCGUACCAACGGAAAAGAAUCAAGUUGGUUCGCUAUUCACGUAUACUGAAGGCGAUUGGCAACGACAUUUUCAUCAAGAAGAAAAACGGUACUAUUAUUACAAUAGUAGAACCGGUGAAACAUGUUGGGACCUUGACACACAAACUAAUGUUUCAGGAGCUUCAUUAAUGUCACGUUCGGAUGAAAAAACAAAUAAUUUGGAUUCGUCAUCUAAAGAAGACUCCAAUCGAGAAGUUGAUACUCAAUUAAAUCAAAUAAUUUAUAGUAAUACCACUGAUGACACCAACAAUACUACAUCCAUGCGCCCUCCUUCAUCUGACUCACCAUUGCAUAUUCGCUCAAGAGAUGCUUACGACCGUUUAUCCAUCAUUACUCCUAUGGCAACACACUUGAGGCUUGAAAGGCAUCAAAUUGAAUUCGCCACCAGACUACAUGAUUGGCAAAUUGGUGCGUUGAAUUCAUAUUAUUUUGAAAAAGUUAUUUUAGAAGGAUUGGAGAUGCUAAUACGAAGUAUUGAAGUUUCUCUCACAUAUCCAAGUUCUGAUUUGGUUACAAAUCUUAACACUCAUUCUUUGUCUGUAAAUAAGCAAGAAUGUUCUACAUCAGCAUCAGAUUCUUCACCCAUAGCUACUCUAAUACAAUCAUCGCACCAUAGUACUACUGCUUUGCAACCUACAAGCAUUCCAAAAACGUCAAAUAAUUCAUUUUCACAAUCGUUAUUUCAAUCACAAAUUACUCCACCGCUUCCACCUUUACCACCUCCACCCCCAUUACCCCAAGUUGAAAAUUGGAAUGAAGUUAUUGAUACAAAACCAGAAUCCUCAGAUGAUGGAUCUUGUUCUCCCACUCGUUUUCAAACUUCGAGUUUACCAGGUGUGUCUCAUUCACACGAAAAAAAAAGAAAGAAAGAGAAAGAUCUUGUAAAUUCUGGUUUUAAGAAUAAAAAAAUGAAGUGGAAAGCUGCAGAAGAUUUCCUUGCAAAUACUGAUUGGGAAGAGGUAACACGACAGCAACAUGGAUCUUCUUCCAUUAAUCCUGAAGCUUGGAUUAAAGAACAAAUUGAAUCUGGUGAAGCUGCUAGCAAUCCUAAUUUUGAACCUAUUAAAG